Messenger RNA from Procambarus clarkii (red swamp crayfish), 474 nucleotides. The record is from RefSeq and is a predicted model, not a curated record. Lineage: Eukaryota; Metazoa; Arthropoda; Malacostraca; Decapoda; Cambaridae.
AUGCCCUUCCUGCCCCAGUACUACAUGCCCUUCCUGCCCCAGUACUACAUGCCCUCACUGCCCCAGUACUACAUGCCCUCACUGCCCCAGUACCACAUGCCCUCCCUGCCCCAGUACUACAUGCCCUCCCUGCCCCAGUACCACAUGCCCUCACUGCCCCAGUACCACAUGCCCUCCCUGUCCCAGUACCACAUGCCCUCCCUGUCCCAGUACCACAUGCCCUCCCUGCCCCAGUACCACAAGCCCUCCCUGCCCCAGUACCACAAGCCCUCCCUGCCCCAGUACCACAUGCCCUCCCUGCCCCAGUACCACAUGCCCUCCCUGCCCCAGUACCACAUGCCCUCACUGCCCCAGUACCACAUGCCCUCCCUGCCCCAGUACCACAUGCCCUCAGCCCCACCAACUCCUCACUCCUCCAACCUCCAGUUCCCCCACAGACUCACUCCAGCGACAGAGGUGUGGGCUGGAGGGUAG